Paramuricea clavata is the source of this 1533-nucleotide messenger RNA. The record is from the annotation of a GenBank genome assembly. Lineage: Eukaryota; Metazoa; Cnidaria; Anthozoa; Malacalcyonacea; Plexauridae.
AUGGACAGAGUAAAGGGAUACGUCACAAAACGAAUCACUCAAAUAUCAGACCUAAUAAAGGCAGAGGGUGACUGUUUCGACUUUGUUCAGCUUCGAGGAUCAGCAGCGGAAAAUUUGAAGAUAGAUCAUCCGGAUGAAUUUGAUUUUGUUCUUUUUAAUCAAAAGUAUAAAGAUAAAAUUACUUUCAACGAAAAACAAAACCUGCCUGGAUUUGCGUAUGCAAUGCGACAAGCUGCAACUUGUUUCGAGAAGUAUGUAAAAAUAUCUUUUCCACGAGAGUUAGACCAUAGUUAAAGAUGCGGUACAGUCCGCAUGUAAACAAAGGCUUUGUUUACAUUUCGGUAUCCAAAAUAUAUAUAAUUUUAUUCGACAACUAUUUAUAUUUUCAUGAUUCUAGAGUAUAAUAAAUUAUCAAGAUACAACAAUAAAGCUUUGCAAGAAGAUAAAAUGAAAUAAAAACCUAAAUAAACUGUUCGUAUAAUAAAAAGAGGGCUCCUUUGUGCACAUGCGCAGAUCAGACUGUACAGCAUCUUUAAUAGAAUAGAUGGCUUGGCCUCAUUAGAAUAACAUUAUAACUUUUUACUGUGUCUAUAUGUUAGUCAACGUUUAUGCAAAAAUGUGGUCCUUUGUUGUCACUUGGGCGCCCCAAUCUUUUCCCCACCCCCACCUAUAAUAAGCCCUCCACUUCAGAACCCAGGGGCCAAAAAUGGAGGAAAUACUGUAUGUCAACUUUCUUUUAAUAGGUACCAGCUUACAGAUCCUAAAGGUGCCAUCGAUCCAGUACAAGUUAGAGCUCUCAUGAAAAAUCUUGUGGUAAAAGCUUUGGACAAACUAGAAAUUACAACAACAGUUACAGAAGUCGGACCGGCGAUCAAUUUUGAUAUACCGUCCAGAGAAGCGUCCUUCCCAACAAUCGAUAUCGACUUAGUCUUGUACAUACAACAAGAAAAUUGGCCAGCGACUGCGACUACCCCUCUGAGCCCCGAACUGAGAGCGUUAGGCGUUGGACUUGUUCCAAAGGUACUCGAAGAAGACAACAAAGUGUGGCAAAUUUCAUUUUCUGCUAUUGAAAUACAGCUUUUCAAAACCAUCGAUGCAGAUGGAGGAAUCCGAAGAAAACUGCUGAAAAUCAUGAAAUAUUUGAAGUUAGUUACCGAAUGGCCUAAAACCGUGUCCUCGUACCACUUGAAAACCAUCAUAAUGAAAACGAAUCUGGAUCAUCCCGACAAAGCUUACUGGACCGAUUCCAAUCUUGUUACCCGCUUCAGAGAAUUGCUUAAUGCUUUCCUUAACGCACUGAAAACAAAAACCUUACCAAGUUUUUUUAUUCCCACAUUUAACUUAUUGAAAGGUAAAGAUCUCACGGAGGCUAUCCAGAAAGUCGAGAAAUUGAUUGAAACUAUUAAGACGAACCCCAAUUCUCUAUUCCCACCUCAAAGCGCAAUGUGUAAUCCGUCGCAGACGUCUUCUUCUGCCAGCAACAACCCACAGAAAAAGAGAUCGUUGAAGAAGAUGUUAAGAAUCCAUAGUUAA